CUAAUUGUUGUGAUAAACUUAUUAAAUAGUUUCAGGAGAUUUUAUGGCUGCGAUUGAGCGUGAUGUGCAAACAACCGACGAUACAACUAAGUAUGACCUGGCUUGGUAUCAGAGACUCCUCGUCAGCAUGAUCAAGUAUGGCCCAAUUCCUCAGCAUAUCGCUUUCAUUAUGGAUGGAAACAGAAGAUACGCCAGAGACCUCUCAGAGAGAGUAAUCACAGGUCAGUUCAGGGUUUCAGGAGAUUUUAUGGCUGCGAUUGAGCGUGAUGUGCAAACAACCGACGAUACAACUAAGUAUGACCUGGCUUGGUAUCAGAGACUCCUCGUCAGCAUGAUCAAGUAUGGCCCAAUUCCUCAGCAUAUCGCUUUCAUUAUGGAUGGAAACAGAAGAUACGCCAGAGACCUCUCAGAGAGAGUAAUCACAGGUCACAUGGAGGGCUUCGAGACACUCAUCAGCGUAUUGAGUUGGGCUAAAGAACUGGGCAUCAAGGAGAUCACUGUGUAUGCCUUCAGCAUCGAGAACUUCAGCAGACCCAGGGAGGAAGUGGAAGGUCUUCUAGAUCUCGCCAGAUGUAAAAUACCGUUGGUGCUUCGCGAAUCUCAUCAUCUUCAGCGAUUGGGAGUUAGGAUCAGAUUGCUCGGAAAGAAGGAGUUGAUAGCAGAGGAUCUCAGGACUCAGUUCGAACUACUGGAGAAAUCUACAGAAGCAAACAGAGGCUCAGUUCUAAACAUCUGCUUUGCAUAUACUUCAACACAGGAGAUAUGCGACGCGGUCAAUAAGGUUGACAAGAAUGAAGCGCUAACAAGAGAUAAUAUAGAGCGAGAACUGUACACGAAGAAUUGUCUGCCUUUGGACCUGUUGAUCCGCACUAGUGGUGAAGUAAGACUAUCCGACUUUCUUCUCUGGCAAGCCCAGUUCACAUGUCUCUGUUUUUCAACACCUUAUUGGCCAAAGUUUUCUUUGUGGGAUUUUUGUGGGGCCAUUAGAUACUACCAGACUUAUUAUCCGCAAAUACAAAAGACUCAACAACUAGUCCAGCAGUCUAACCAUGCUGUCAAUGAAAUGCAAAGGUGACUGCAAAAGUGCGGCUGUCGAGCAAAUUUUUUGGUGCUAUUUAUUGAUUUCAGGAGCGAAAACCCUUUUAAUGUAGUUGGAAUUAACCUUUUCUUGAA
Molecule: messenger RNA, 1173 nt
Organism: Symsagittifera roscoffensis
Lineage: Eukaryota; Metazoa; Xenacoelomorpha; Acoela; Convolutidae
Product: dehydrodolichyl diphosphate synthase complex subunit Dhdds-like
Exons: 6
Coding region: 44-1075 (343 amino acids)
Biological process (GO): polyprenol biosynthetic process
Cellular component (GO): endoplasmic reticulum
Molecular function (GO): ditrans,polycis-polyprenyl diphosphate synthase [(2E,6E)-farnesyl diphosphate specific] activity
Source: RefSeq, a predicted model, not a curated record